Molecule: messenger RNA, 369 nt
Organism: Theobroma umbraticum
Lineage: Eukaryota; Viridiplantae; Streptophyta; Magnoliopsida; Malvales; Malvaceae
Source: RefSeq, a predicted model, not a curated record
AUGAGGUCCUUUCAGAAACACCUCACAAAGGUUGAUGUUAAGAAGCAAAUGGCAAUUCCUAGUGGUUUCAGGGAGCAUCUGCCACGUUACGAAGGAGGACGGACGAUGUCCUUAUUAGUCCGUGAUGUAUCCGGCAAUCAUUGGGAGAAUUUCGGAUAUUACAUUAGAAGAAAAGGCAAAGAUUAUCCUAAACCUGUUUUCCAAAGAAAUUGGCGUAAGUAUGCUCGUGCUAAAAGCCUCAAGCCUGGUGAUAAAAUUAUCUUUCGAGUUGAAGAGAAUGCUACCAACGGUGCUCCAAGAUACACAAUUGCAGCACAAAGAAAGAUCAUGAUUUUAGGUACGAUUGUUGUUUGGACUGGGGAGAUCUAG